GUGACCUCUGCUGAGCCAGCGGCAAACUGCUUUUGCGACAACAGAAGCAAAAGCACUCGGUUCUCUGGGUCGGCGCCAGCACCGUGUGGCUGCGGUGUGUGUGUGGUGUGUGCGCUCGCUUGCUCGUGCCGCGCGUUUAGCCCGAAUUCGCCGGUUCCGCACGCCCUGAGCAGCCUGAACGGCCUGAGCAGCGACCUGACGCCAUCUGGGAGGCCGGCGUGAUUUCGUGCUCGAGUGACAUUGCUGCUGCGGCGCCGCAUCGGCAUCGGCAGCGACAGUGACAGUGCCCAGGGUGGUGCUGCUGCGCCCUGGCACCUGCAGGGACGAUGAUGCUGGCACAGUGACCGACCCUGACCAGUGCACCGACGGACAAAUGGCGAGCAACGGCAGCGAGGCCGCGAGGUGUCGACGGAAGCAGGCCAAACCGCAGAGGAAAAAAGUUGACCUUGACGAACUGGGAGAGGAUGACCGGACACACCCCGAGUCGGCAACCCCUUUGGUGAUGGCCAGCAGUCCGUCGGAGCCCCCGUCGCCGGCCCAGGCUGCCGACAAAGCGGCGGAGAGUCGUUCCCCGGCGCGGCCGGCGCCCCAAAUGAGCCCCGACGACAACCACAACCAUCGAAGCGAGAGCUCGAAAAACAUUGAACACCUAACGAACGGCGGCAAAGAGCCAGUGGUGGUGGUGGUGACCAACGGCCACCAGAACGAAGAGGAUGAGAAGAUUAAAGAGUACCUCGGACGCAGCGACACUGCCGUCAUUUUUCCCGAGCCAGUGGACUUGAACAACGCGUCUGAAAACGCAGUUGCUGCGCUGCCCAAGUCUGAGUCGUCGCCUGCCGCCCUGGAAUACAUCAGGUGCUCGCAGUGCCAGAAGAGUUUCGCGGGGUUCGCGGCGCUCAAAGCUCACAUCCAGUCGGCGCACGACGGCACCACCUCAGGAUCUCCGUCCCCGACGCCGGGCCUCAGCUCGCCCCUGGACCCGCCCCCGACGCCAGGAGGCGCCUUCGCCUGCCAGCAGUGCAACCUGGCGUUCGCUCAGCGCGACCACCUGGAAAAGCACGAGCUCACGCAUUCGCCAAACUCGCAAGUGGCGUGCAAGGUGUGCCACAAGCAGUUCGCAAACAUCUACCGCCUCCACAGGCACAUGAUCAGCCACGACGACAACGCGGUCCUCCGCAAAUUCAAAUGCCCAGAGUGCGAGAAGGCGUUCAAGUUCAAACAUCACUUAAAGGAGCAUAUCCGCAUCCACAGCGGUGAGAAGCCCUUUGAGUGCGCCAACUGCGGGAAGCGCUUCUCUCACUCUGGCUCCUACUCCAGCCACAUGACCUCAAAGAAGUGCCUCGUCGUCAACCUGAAGGUUGGGCGUGGUGCCCGUGGUGCAAACUCUGGAGACAAGAGUCAGCAGCAGACCUCCAGGGGCAGUCCGAGCGCCGCCUCGCCGAGCCUGGGCCCAAAGCGACGGCCCAGCCCUCCGGCGGCACCAGGUCUGGGCCAAGCCGCCUUUCCGUCGCUGUUGACUCCGGGCAUGGCGCCGACGCCGCCAGCUGUCCCGAGCGCCCUCCAGGCGUACCUGCAGCUGCUGCAGACCAGUGCCUUUCCGACACCUUUCCCUCCAGCCGCCUACACGGGCCACUUUGAGCGCAUCAUCUCCAACCUGAGACAACACGCCGGCGACGGAGGCGAGGGGCUGCCUGGGAUCUUUCCAGGGUUGCCAGGCUUGAGCCACCCUGACCUCAGGAACAAUAACCAGGCCAAGGAGGAGGAGGAAGGCGAAGAGCUGAAGGAGCACAGUGCUUUGCGAAUAACAGAAAUGAAAGAAGAGGUCGACGACGAGAGAGACCACGAGCAGGACGAAAAAUCUGAAAUCGACAUGGAGGACAUUCCGGAAAAGUUGGAAGUGAUGAAGUUCCACGAGGAGAACACGAGCGAAGAAGCGCAGUCUGACCCUGUUAAGAACCUGGUGCAGAUUGUCGGCUCAUCCGUGACCAAGGAGCGGCUGGAGGCCAGGAUGCAGAGCCUGACGCCGCCGCCGGUGCAGGAGCACGCUGAAAACCAGGAGGAAGGACUCGGAGCCAAGCUGGAGGCCAGCGUGACUUUCAAAAGCGAGUCGGGCUGCAGCGACGACAACGACGACUCCGCCAAGGCCACCGACGACGAGAGCAGCGCCAAGAGCAGAAAGGUCAGGGUGCGCUCGCAGAUCGGGGAGGAGCAGUUGGUCGUCCUCAAGGCCUACUACCACAAGAACCCCAAGCCCAAGAAGGAAGAACUCACAGCCAUUGCCGAGCAACUCGGUUUCACCGAGAGGGUUGUCCAGGUCUGGUUCCAGAACACAAGAGCGCGUGACCGGCGCGAGGGGCGCCUUUUGGGCCCGUUCCCGGGCUUCACCGAGUACCCACACAUGAACGGCUCGCUGAUGGCGCUGAACAACAACAAGGUGGUGCCGCAGCCUGACUUCAACCUGCCGCUGGACCUGUCGACCAAGAAGCAGCCGAGUUCGCUGCACCUGCCCUCGGUGUCGUCGCAGUGCAGCUCACCCAAGGGGGGCCUCUCCGACUCGGACGACACGGGGGCCAUCAACCUGAGCCGCAAGUCGUCGCCGGCGCCAUUCCGCCCCUACGCCCUGGAGCACCAGCUGUCGCACCACAGCGCCGUCGUGCCCACCCUCAUGUUCAGAACGGCCGCCAGGGACCACAGCCCCGCGCCGGCCUCCUCGCCCAACAGCUCCGACCUCGUCAGCUACAGCGGAAACAGACUUAAGUCCAUUCUCAGCCAACCCACGCCCGGAAACUUUUUCGGCAACGAACUCCUAGCCGCUGCCAUGAAUGGACACUCCGGCCCUGCCAGACACUGGAAGCAGUCUUAUCUUGAGUAUGGUGAGACUGCCGACGAAGACUCAACCAGCAUGGGGGAAGAGACGCCCCGCAAGAAACGUCGCACCCCAAACAUCCCCUCACCGAUUGGGCCGACAAUGGUGCAGUCGGGCACAAUCACUCCUCUCAAACUCGGCCAAGGAGCGCAGGAGGAGGAAGGCCAGUUCAACUGUGACCAGUGCGACAAGUCGUUCUCGAAGCAGAGUUCGCUCGCCAGACACAAAUACGAGCAUUCUGGUCAGAGGCCUCACAAAUGUGAUGUGUGCAGCAAGGCGUUCAAGCACAAGCACCAUUUGACGGAGCACAAGCGGCUGCACAGCGGGGAGAAGCCGUUCCAGUGCAGCAAGUGCCUGAAGCGCUUCUCGCACUCAGGUUCGUACAGUCAGCACAUGAACCACCGCUACUCGUACUGCAAGCCGUACCGCGAGUAGACUCCCUGCGUGAGCCAUUUCAGCACGUGUAAAUACGUUUGAUACGCAAAAAUGCAAUUGACAAAUUUUUAUUGUGAACAUUUUGAGCUUAAGCACACACACACACACAACAUGAUGCAAGGACAGGAACAAUCUGUUGCAUCAGCAUUCCUCAGAAACACUCUACUUUUAUCCAUCCAUGUCGUAAAAGGAGAAACAGCUAACUAAGUGUUUUAAAGUUGCUAAUAUUAUAAUUGUAAAAACUCGUCGGUAUGCAAUUGUGCCAGAUUUUAGCACCAACCGCGCGCUUCUUCCUAUUUCCAAAGCUAUUGGAACACUAGACCUUAUUGUUAGCAUUAUAGGCCAAAGAGUAGAGAAAUUUCUCCUUAAAGUAGUCGGUCGAUCCCUGAAAUCUCAUUAUUGAUGUCAGGAAAUUCAUUCGAGCCACGUCCGUUUUUCUAACGUGGCCGUCAUUGAAACUUAAGAAUCAACCAGGUACAAAGCCUUUUUAAAGCCAAUCUCGUCAGCUGAACAAUAACGUAAUCUAUUUGUAAUUUUAAUCAUAUGACACGCAAUCUCUGUUUUUGUUUUGAUCAUAACAAGCCGUUCUCUCUAGUCGAUUUCGUUUCACGCGACGUUUGUGCCAAAUCCACACAAAAAUCGGCUGUCUUCCGCCUACAGACAAAAUUCGCAGGAUUAGUGGUCAAGUUUGAAUUUUAAAAGUAUAAAUAAUAAUAUUCUAUAUAAAUCCGUAGUGGAAUCUCGAGAGAAUCGAUCAAACGAGCGCACUUGUUAUGUACAGAGAGCCUCACACACUCAUAUGCCCACACACACACACCUACACAUUAAAUUCGAAUUGUUACCAAUUCAAAAAAUAUAAUAUGAUAUAAUUAUCGCGCAUGGAAAUGUAUAUUUUUAAAGGAAUAAAAGAAAAUUGAGUAUUUUAUACUAAAGUUAAGAGUUUUCCAAAUCAAUAAAGCGUGUUAGCAGCAUUUUCACAAGAAAAGUGCUUCCAGCUGAACAAAUAUUGCGGAAUUAGGUGAGAGAAUUCGAAAAACUGCGCAGCUCUGUGUUCUUGAAGACAAUAUAUUGACGAAAAAGUACCCUACCAGCACAAUAUGUGUAUAAAUAAAACGACUGUUCUCACACAAAACGAAUCGCAAACUGGAUCACGCGUUCACACCCACACUCGAGUACAUUCCACUGUAUAAACUAGAAUUUAAAACUGGGCUCGACAAUAAAUAAUUUGAGUUGUGAGAUGUGAAAGUUUAUUUGCCAUAUAUAAAAAAGUACGCGUUCUCCUCGGUUCUGCAUCGAGAAUGGAGCCGUAAGAACAAAUGAUAAUUAUUAUAAAUUGUACACAAUUGAAAUCACACGGUGAGUGAUAUUAUUUAUACACACACGUACGCAGAACAAACAACUCAUUGGGCGAUUUCAUUACCAGCCUACUAGUAACUGAUAUUGAUGUACAUACGUGCGAAUAAAUUAAAAGCCAAAGCGUUAGUCACUUGGUAAUGGAAUCGGCGGGCGGAUAUGCAAGAGUUACCUCUCUUUUUGAUAAAAA
This is a messenger RNA of Cloeon dipterum, 4844 nucleotides long. It is a transcript of the gene zfh1, whose product is annotated as Zn finger homeodomain 1. The coding region runs from base 374 to 3301 and encodes 975 amino acids. Lineage: Eukaryota; Metazoa; Arthropoda; Insecta; Ephemeroptera; Baetidae. Gene Ontology annotation, molecular function: DNA binding. The transcript has 10 exons. The record is from RefSeq and is a predicted model, not a curated record.